Messenger RNA from Oncorhynchus nerka (sockeye salmon), 2836 nucleotides. RefSeq names its product propionyl-CoA carboxylase beta chain, mitochondrial-like. The transcript has 13 exons. Gene Ontology annotation, cellular component: mitochondrion. Lineage: Eukaryota; Metazoa; Chordata; Actinopteri; Salmoniformes; Salmonidae. The record is from RefSeq and is a predicted model, not a curated record. The coding region runs from base 25 to 1707 and encodes 560 amino acids. Gene Ontology annotation, molecular function: propionyl-CoA carboxylase activity.
CCCACCCUGGUACGUCAGACAGCAAUGGCGGCCUUCGCUGUAGCACGGAGUAGCUGUGGUCUGCUUUCCGGACUAAAAGCUUAUUUUAAAACAUUCGGACAGGUAAAACAUGGCGUGGCUUCGGCAGCGGUUGCACAGUCCCACACGCAGCAACAGUCGCGGCGGUGGUAUUCCGUUAGUCAUCUCUCCGUCCAGGAGAGGAUAGACAGAAAGAGGAAUGCUGCGCUGAUCGGAGGAGGUCAGAAGAGAAUUGACGCGCAACACAAAAGGGGGAACCUGACAGCCAGAGAGAGAGUUGAGUUGCUGUUGGAUAAAGACUCGUUUGUAGAGUGUGACAUGUUUGUGGAACAUCGCUGCUCUGACUUCGGCAUGGAAGAGGACCACAACAAGUUCGCAGGGGACAGUGUGGUGACUGGACAGGGGAGGAUCAAUGGACGGCUGGUGUACGUCUUCAGUCAGGACUUCACAGUAUUUGGAGGCAGUCUGUCUGGGGCUCACGCACAGAAGAUCUGUAAGAUCAUGGACCAGGCCAUGAUGGUGGGUGCUCCAGUCAUUGGUCUAAACGACUCUGGCGGAGCCAGGAUCCAGGAGGGGGUGGAGUCACUGGCUGGAUACGCCGACAUCUUCCUGAGGAAUGUGAUGGCUUCAGGUGUGGUUCCUCAGAUCUCUCUGAUCAUGGGUCCCUGUGCUGGAGGAGCUGUCUACUCUCCUGCCCUGACCGACUUCACCUUCAUGGUCAAGGACACCUCAUACCUGUUCAUCACAGGUCCUGACGUAGUGAAGUCUGUCACCAAUGAAGACGUCACUCAGGAGGAACUGGGAGGAGCUAAAACACACACCGCCGUGUCAGGCGUCGCUCACCGUGCGUUUGAGAACGACAUCGAUGCUCUGCUCAACCUCCGAAACUUCUUCAACUUCCUUCCUCUUAGCAACCAGGACCCCGCCCCUGUUACCGAGUGCCACGACCCCAGUGAUAGACUGGUUCCUGGUCUGGACACCAUUGUUCCAUUUGAGACCACUAAAGCCUACGACAUGCUGGACAUCAUCCAGGGGAUUGCGGACGAGAGGGAGUUCUUUGAGAUCAUGCCUAACUACGCUAAAAACAUCGUAGUGGGAUUCGCUCGCAUGAACGGACGAACUGUUGGAAUUGUAGGGAAUCAACCUAAAGUAGCGUCUGGUUGCUUGGACAUUAACUCAUCAGUGAAGGGAGCUCGCUUCGUUCGUUUCUGCGACGCUUUCAACAUCCCCAUCCUCACCUUCGUGGAUGUGCCCGGCUUCCUGCCAGGUACGUCUCAGGAGUAUGGCGGUAUCAUCCGACACGGGGCCAAGCUACUGUUUGCCUUUGCUGAGGCCACCGUCCCCAAGAUCACCAUCAUCACUAGGAAGGCCUACGGAGGAGCGUAUGACGUCAUGAGUUCCAAGCACCUGAGAGGAGAUGUGAACUACGCCUGGCCGUCUGCAGAGGUGGCCGUGAUGGGAGCCAAGGGAGCUGUACAGAUCAUCUUCAGAGGGAAAUCCAACCAGGCAGAGCAGGAGGCUGAAUACGUAGAGAAGUUCGCCAACCCUUUCCCUGCCGCUGUCAGAGGGUUCGUGGAUGACAUCAUCGUGCCGUCGACCACCCGGAAGAGGAUCUGUAGGGAUCUGGAGGUUCUGGCCUCCAAGAAACAGACCAACCCCUGGAAGAAACACGCCAACAUCCCACUCUAACAGACACCUUCAACCACCCGACCUGUCUCUCACUUCACCUAUAGCUUAGACCAGGGCUCUUCAGCCCUGUUCCUGGAGAGAGACCAUCCUGUUGGUUAACUCCAAUCCUGUUCCUGGAGAGAGACCAUCCUGUUGGUUAACUCCAAUCCUGUUCCUGGAGAGAGACCAUCCUGUUGGUUAACUCCAAUCCUGUUCCUGGAGAGAGACCAUCCUGUUGGUUAACUCCAAUCCUGUUCCUGGAGAGAGACUGUCCUGUAGGUUUUCGCUCAAACCCCAAUCUAGCCACCUGAUUCUAGUAAUUAGCUGGUUGAUAAACAAUCAGGUUAGUUACAACUGGGGUUGGAUCAGAAACCUCCAGGAGGGUAGCUCUCCAGGAACAGGGUUGGAGAGACCUGGCUUAGAUCAAUUUAUGUCUCUAACCCUGUGGGACUUGUUUGGAAGAAUCAGCUGUUUUCGAUCUGGUUAAAUUAACACACCUGCCGUGAGUCCAUAGACUAGUUUGUUAAAUAAAAAUGUCUUUGUCCGCGUGUGAGACAGAAUGUUAUAUCUCAAUGGCAGUUUGAACAUGUGUGUGAUAGUCAGCCAAGCACCCAGAAUGUUAUAUCUCAGUGAUAGUCAGCCAAGCACCCAGAAUGUUAUAUCUCAGUGAUAGUCAGCCAAGCACCCAGAAUGUUAUAUCUCAGUGAUAGUCAGCCAAGCACCCAGAAUGUUAUAUCUCAGUGAUAGUCAGCCAAGCACCCAGAAUGUUAUAUCUCAGUGAUAGUCAGCCAAGCACCCAGAAUGUUAUAUCUCAGUGAUAGUCAGCCAAGCACCCAGAAUGUUAUAUCUCAGUGAUAGUCAGCCAAGCACCCAGAAUGUUAUAUCUCAGUGAUAGUCAGCCAAGCACCCAGAAUGUUAUAUCUCAGUGAUAGUCAGCCAAGCACCCAGAAUGUUAUAUCUCAGUGAUAGUCAGCCAAGCACCCUCACUCAUCCUAGUCACCAAUGCUGGAGGAAGGACCCACUUUGUCAUAAUUGACUAAAAGUAAAGAUGCCCUAAUAGAAAAUGACUCAAGUGAAAUUCACCCAGUAAAUGUCUUUUUGUUUUUUAAAUGUAAUUGCUAAAAUAUACUUAAGCAUAACUUGCAAACUA